Molecule: messenger RNA, 1434 nt
Organism: Fusarium keratoplasticum
Lineage: Eukaryota; Fungi; Ascomycota; Sordariomycetes; Hypocreales; Nectriaceae
Exons: 3
Coding region: 1-1434 (477 amino acids)
Source: RefSeq, a predicted model, not a curated record
AUGGCUUCCGUCUCGUCCACCGAGACUGGCGCAAUGACGGUCGAACCGCUGUCGGAGCAGAACGUCGCCCGGAUUCCUCACAUCCUCCCCCACGAGCGCGUGUUCCCCAUCCAGAUCGGGAGCGAGCUGUUUAAGCUGUCGGGUGCUUCCCUGUCCUCUGACGCACCGUCGUACUUUUCCCAGUACUUCCUGUGCCAGCUCAAAUCGGCAGAGGAGAGGGGCGACGAGACGGGCGCAGCGAUCCGGACCCUCUACAUCGACCGCGAUCCCGUCAUCUUCCGCGACAUCUCGCUGCACCUGCAGGGUUACCACGUCUCUCCGCGCGACGGCGAGCACUUUGUGCGACUCUUUUCAGAUGCGCAGUUCUACAGCCUGCCCAAGCUUAUCUCGCAGCUCUACGAAGAGAGCAUCUUUAUCUGCAUCGGCCACCGAGAGUUUCAGAUCCCCCGCGAGAUCUUCAACGACCCCGGGAACUCGCCCAACUUCUUCUCCCUCGGCUUCGCCGCCUUCUUCUCGCGCCCCGACGACCUGUUCCCUGGCCUCGACCGCGAGGGCCUCAUCCGCCCACCUUCGAUCCUCCCGCCUUCGGUCCCCAAGCGCAGCGCAAAGACGUUUGCAGAGUUGUUGCACCUCUUGCGCGGGUAUCCGAUUCAUAUCCGUGACGAGACGCACCGGCAAGAGUUGCUUCGCGAUGCUCGAUACUUUCACUUCAAGGGUCUUGAGCAGCGCCUCAUCCCUCACUCCAUUAGCUACAACCAGGCGAGGCGGCGCGAUGAGAUUGUCCUGCGUCUCGAAAAUGUCCAAAAGAGCGGCAUAAGCGUCUUUCUCGAGGGGCCCGACCCCGUGUCUGGAUGGGUGCAGUACGCCCGGCCGUAUGUCGACGAGAAGCCGGCCGAGUUGGUGCUUGAGAUCGGCGGUGAGAUGACAAAGAUUCACUUUACAGGGGGGAUUCCUAGGGCCGAGUUCUUCAAGGAUACAAAGGCUCGUGUCGCCAAGCUGUUUGAGGUUAUCUCCACCAAGCUUAACCUGCCCCCGACAACUCAACCCCUUGGCCUCCUCAUGGCCACAGGCGGAGCUGGCUCUCAACCGGCGACUCCUGGAAAUACACCUCUGAGCGAGGACCUCGUCCGUGUGAUAUUGGACUCAGACUCUGCCAUCAUCCUUGAUGGCAAGGAGCACGUCGAAGAGCCUGCCGCGGCCUCGACCGUGGACUCGCCCGCGAGCGGUACCCUAUCCAACCCGCGAAAACGAAGGCGAGCCGAUGGUAGUGUUGGGGAGGAGGAAUGGGUGGUAAAGACCGGUCAAUGGAGACUCAAGAUCCAGCCCUCGAAGAAUGGCAAGAGUGGUGUUGAGUGCGUCCUUGUUGCAGCCAAGCUCGACGCCGUGAGUUCGCAGCUGGCACGCAACAUGGCUAGGGGAUUCCUGGGAGGUUAA